This is a messenger RNA of Diabrotica balteata, 540 nucleotides long. The record is from the annotation of a GenBank genome assembly. Lineage: Eukaryota; Metazoa; Arthropoda; Insecta; Coleoptera; Chrysomelidae.
UAUGAAUUCCAAAUAUAAUAAUUGAGUGAUUCUGGUUUGAAAAAAGAUAAUAAAUAUGAUAACUUACGAAAUAUUAAUGUUAUUUAGAGUUAUGCCCAAGACAGAGUUAAAAACAGUAAUAAAAAGGACAGCAGGAGCUAUCUUGGAAAAAGGUGGGAUAAUUAGAAAAUUGGAAAAUUUAGGAACUAGGGACAUGCCAUACAAAACCAGUGUACAUGGAAUUAACUAUAAACAGGCAAGUUACUUUUUAUAUGAGUGCAAUAUUCCUCCUAGUACAAUAGAAUCUCUAUUAGAUGAAUAUGGUAGAGAUGUAGAUGUAAUCAGACGACAGCUGUACAGAAAAAAUCAGCCUACAUCUAAUGAAUGUACUUUAGAUGAAGAAUUGUUACCUCCACCUUAUAGAAAGGAUGUGCAAGACCUUAUUGAGCAAGCAAGAAAACAUGAUAAACCAAAGUUCAAAUAUAAUACAGGAUUAGAUUACUAUCCUUUCCAAAAGUAGUUAUUUUAUUUAUAAGUAAAGAAUUAAAGUAGUCAUUAAUA